Molecule: messenger RNA, 477 nt
Organism: Physella acuta
Lineage: Eukaryota; Metazoa; Mollusca; Gastropoda; Physidae
Source: RefSeq, a predicted model, not a curated record
GUCGUUUUAUCACGCGGUUCAAUUGUAGGAAGUGUGAUGUUACUGUGAUGUUAGGAUAUUGACUUAUAUAAAAGACAAUAAAGACAAGAGUAACAGUAGAAUCACCUUUUAUAACUAAACAAAUCAAACACACCAAAAAUGGGUCUAUAUCAAAUACUGCGGUGUUUUGUUCUCUUUGUUUUCUUCGCGGAGAAUCACACUGUGUUCAGCUCCUUUACCAGCACACCCAAGGACAUAACUCCGACCAAAACAAAAAUCUUGGUGCUCAAAUGCCUGCCUAGUACGGAAGGCUUGACGGCCAUCUUGGCCAUCAACAUCAAAAAGAAAGAGGCCAUCUCAGACAGCUCGAGUGACCCGGGCCAACCGUUUGGGGAUAACCCCCACAAGGAAGGUCAGAGUUCAACUUUUGACAGUUUCGUCAGGGCGGCCAUUUCUUCAGGGAACAGGAUAACGGUAACACCAACGUCGGUUAGGUGA